AUGACUUCGACACAUAUUGAUCCUGAUGCCUCCCAACCUCCUGUAGCUGCCCCAGCAGACUCUACCCUCGACCCCAUAGCCCCAGCUUCCAAAGAAGGGUCUCCAUCUGCAGCUUCGAGCUUUUCCGAUGCAUACAAGGAGCAGCCGGUCGAGGCAGUGGCGGAGGAGGAAGACAAAGGCGAUCAAGGCACAGAGGUCAGCGAUGACUAUGCCAUGACAUUUGAUUCGGAUGCGGAGGGAGGCGCAGAUAGUCACGAUAUAACAGAGGCAAAUAUUGAGCAACAGACGGAGACUUUGCCUGCAAGCGUGCCCGCCAGCGGUCUACCUCCGUCCAUUUCCAACGACUCUCUUACCAACGAAGUGCCUACAAACGGUCAAGACGCCCACUCCACCCACCCCGUCCAGACAAAUCCUCCCUCCCACCCAACGCCUGCUGAUGCAGCAGCUGCCAAUCUUUCAAGUAACCCUACAGUCCAAGUUCCGGCUAAGACCGCACCCCCCCAGACCCAUACAUAUGAGGAUAUCGCAAACGGUGGUAUAGAUAUCCAGCAGUUAUUGGACAAUAUCACCGCCAAUGCCGAGAAAAAUGAAUCAGCGUCGACAAGCCCUACUACGCCUGCCCAGAAUUCCAAUUUCUCUCUUCCCAAACCCGGUGCGGGUAUGACAGCUCAUGCAAGCCUCCCCCCACGCCCGCAAAUCCCCCCACCGCGCCCAUAUAACGAUGACAUGCAAUUGUAUCAUGCAGGCCCUUCACAAACAGCCAACCCUUAUAGGCCGCCCCCACCUCCUGGUACUACCGCAUCUCUUGUAGGUGCUGGUGCUCCAGGCACAUCUACAGAUACUAGAGGUGGACUGCCCCCUCCUCCAGCAGCAUCAUUUCGACCGCCCACAGCAGCUACAGUCCCUAUCAACCAAACCCCCUAUAACCAGCUCAAUCAUGUGCCUAUUCAAGGCCCACCGAUGCCCGUCGAGUCCCAGGAGGAUAUUGACGAAGUUGAGGCUCGAUGGGGCCCGGAAACACAGAGACUAUAUGACCAAUUCCUUGCCGAUGAGCGUAUGUAUGUGACCGAAGGCUUAUGGGAUAGGUUUCCCGUUGGUUCCCGGUUAUUUAUAGGCAAUCUCCCGUCAGAGAAGGUUACAAAACGAGAUCUUUUCCAUGUUUUCCAUAGCUAUGGUAAGCUUGCUCAAGUUUCAAUCAAACAGGCAUAUGGGUUUAUUCAGUUCCAUGACGCUGCUGCAUGUUAUGCUGCUCUCAAUCGUGAACAAGGCGCCGAAGUAAGAGGACGCAAAAUGCAUCUUGAGAUAUCAAAACCGCAGAAGAAUAGUCGCAAUGCCCAGGCCAACGCUCCGCCUCUCCAAAAAUCACGAUCACCAGAUCGGCGGCUAAGCCAAGGACAACCCGGGGGUCGUGGUGUUGAUCGUUACGAUGGGAGAGCGGGUGUUCGUCAAGACGAGUAUGGCCGACCAUUACGCAUGCGUGAUGAUUAUCGACCAGUGCGGCCUCCAACGCCACCACGAGGCGCUUUCCGUGGCCGAGAUGAAUAUACACCGCGAGGUCGAGACUCUUAUGAUAACCGAGACCGUCGGAGAAGUCGAUCACGAUCUCCAUACGGUAGGGAAAGCACGAGAUAUCGGGAGAGGAGUCUAAGCCCUAGAGGGCGCGAGGCUAUUGAGGAUAUGGACCUUCAGAUCCCUCGGCGCGAACCACGUGAUGUUCCGGACGUCCAGAUCAUCCUCAUGGAUCAGCUCGAUAGAGGUUUUGUAGCUUGGGUUGAAGGAGAGUUCCGGGGCCGUGCCAUUAAGACUGAAGUCAUGUUCCUUAGCUCUCGACUUCCACUUGAAUCCGUUAUCCGGAGACAAAUUCUUGAAGGCGUCCACGCUGUGUCCCAGCUCACCAUGAGAUCUCAGAAUAGCAGCAAGAUCCCCCUGCAGGUUUUCGAUCGUCAAGGUGGGGCUAACAAUGUCCGAUGGGAUGAGUACCAAGAUCUGGAGCCAAGGAUUGCCGCAGAACUAGUUCUUCGCGCAAAGCAGGCACCAACUCCGGUUCAAGCUCCAGAGUACACCCAACAACAAUUUGCAGCAGGACAGUCAUAUCAGCAGCCACACCAACAACCAUACCAACAGCCACAGCCUGUACCAUAUCAACAACCACAACCUACACCAGGACAGCCAUACCAACCACCUGCAGCUGCAGCUGCACCAUCAGCCCCCAAUCUCGCCAACCUGAUUGGUCAAUUGGAUAGCAAUGCUGCGUUGCAAAACCUCCUAGGUUCUUUCAAUAUUCCUCAACAGCAGUCAAAUGCACCUGCCAUUGCUGCUAAUUCUGCAAUCGAUCUCGCUGGUCUUCUUGGCGGCCUCCAACAGUCACCGCCGCAGCAAGGUUAUGCACAGCAAGCACCACAACCUGCUGCUGAUCAAUAUGCUGCACUUGCUGCCAACCCUUCGCUUGCUUCUCUUCUGGGGGGGAGUGCGGCAUCAGUACCAGCUCAGGUUACGAACCAGCAGUCUGCACAGCAGGUUCAGAAUAUCAUGGCUCAGCUUGCUAAAUUCCGGAAGUAG
This is a messenger RNA of Venustampulla echinocandica, 2559 nucleotides long. RefSeq lists its product as uncharacterized. Gene Ontology annotation, molecular function: RNA binding. The transcript has 3 exons. Bases 1 to 2559 code for a protein of 852 amino acids. The record is from RefSeq and is a predicted model, not a curated record. NCBI's taxonomy places the organism in Eukaryota, Fungi, Ascomycota, Leotiomycetes, Helotiales, Pleuroascaceae.